Messenger RNA from Saprolegnia parasitica CBS 223.65, 1320 nucleotides. RefSeq lists its product as hypothetical. The transcript has 2 exons. The record is from RefSeq and is a predicted model, not a curated record. Bases 8 to 1285 code for a protein of 425 amino acids. Gene Ontology annotation, molecular function: carbohydrate binding; RNA binding. Lineage: Eukaryota; Oomycota; Saprolegniomycetes; Saprolegniales; Saprolegniaceae.
GGCGACGAUGGGUGACGACGAGCCGCAGCGACUCCAGGCGCACGACGGGCUCUUCCUCACGCAGCAAGAGAUCCUGCUCCAGAAGCUGUACGAUGACAUCGCCAAGCUGCACACGUCGGCGGAUACGUCGGCGCACAACGAGCCGCUGACCGUGGCCACGCCGCUCGCGCCGGCGACGCCGCAUGCGCCAACGAGCGUGAGCCCCGGCGUGCACUCGAACCUCUCGGCCAUCGAGCGCGUCAAGGCCGUCAUGGCCGCCAAAGCCAAGCAGCAGACGAGCCAGAUGAGCAAGGCUGCGCUGAAAACGGCGCCCGUAAAGCGUACGAACCCGCUGGCCGACCUCUUGAAGCCGUCCGCGUCGGGCGCGGCCGCACCUCUGAAGCGGGCACGCAUGGCGGCGCCGCCUGCGGCCGAGCCAGGAAACGUCAUCAACACGGUCACGGGCGAGAUGCGGCUCGGGAACGGCCGCGGCAUUCAGCUGCCGCCCGAGAGCUUUCUGCGCACCGACGAGUGGGCGUCGCACCGCGACGAGCCGUUGGCGGUGACGCUGCCCGCAGUCGUCUUCCGCACCAACAACACGCUGGUCGUCAACGGUACGAUUCCAUCGUCGUCGUGUCGCUUCGUCCUCAACCUCGCGACGACCGACGGCACGAUCGUGUGCCAUCUGAACCCGCGCAAGAUGCGUGGCGGCCAGAUCCUCCUCAACAGCUUUGUGGAAGGCCGCUGGGGCACGGCGCACAUCGUCCAACGGUGCCCACUCAUCUUCGGGAGUCCGACGCCGUUCCGCUUCAUGCUACGCAUCACGAUCACACCUUCCGGCUUUGCGCUCUUUGUCGACGAGGUCUUCGUCGACGAGUUCAAGCACCAGAUCCCGCUCCGCGAAGGCGACGACCUCGUGCUCAACGUGCCGACCAAGGACGAGUACGGCAACCCCGAAGUCGUCGUCUUGCACAACGUGUGGUGGGGCCACACGGACAUGGCCGCGACGCCCGCCCGUCCGCCGCCGCGGUACAACAUGCCAGGCCCCGACAUGCGCAUGCCGCACAACAACCAGUUUGACGUGUACGUGGGCAACCUCCCGAGCGAAGCCAACCGGUCGGACCUCGCGCGGCUCUUCGCGGACUUCACGUACGACUACAUCCGCAUCACGCAGCGCGGCUUUGGCUUCGUCGCGCUCAAGAACGCUGCGGACGUCGACCGCGCAGUGCGCGACCUCGACGGCGUCGUGCUCCCGGGCUUCACCGCGCACCUCAAGAUCUCGGCCGCCUUGACGAAACGCACGUAGAGAGAGUCCUUUAACUUAACCAUAUUCGCUUGGCC